AUGGAUAUCGAGCGGGCCAUUGCUGCCUCUCUUAGUGGAGUCGCAGUUGAUGGAGAGGCUGAUAGCCCCGCAGAUGCGAACGCAGUAGCAGAGGCGGGGCCACCAGGGAGUACCUUGGAUAUGGCAGCUCCAACAUAUACAGGACGAGAGUUUACCGGGACGCGUCCAGCCACACCCCCUCGGAGCAGAGCUUUGGCACCUGCUCCUGCGGCUCGCGUAGACCUUGCCCCUGGCGACGUCAAAGUGUCACCGCAGGUGUACGUCAGCCAUGAGAAGGACUUUACGCAUUUGGUAGAGAAGGUUGCAAUAGAAACUCUUGCAGAAGAAGGUCGAAAAAUCCACACCAGCAACGUGAUGGCGAACAUCGCCAGAAGCGCUGGAGAUGAGGGUGUGCACAACCGCUGCAUCAAUGCCCUUUUGCAGCCCACUACGUGGCAACCAGAUUCAAAUCCGAAUGGAUUCCUGUUGAGCGCAGCGGAGGUUAGUAGGCUGUGCGACAUGACAUUGGAGGUACUCAAAUCCCAGGAGAUGGUGCUGAGACUUCGGGCGCCAAUCAAGGUUUAUGGAGACAUCCAUGGCCAAUUCCUGGACCUCAUGCGCCUUUUUGCAAGGUAUAAAGCACCUUCUGAUGGCGAGGGGGGUGACAUUGACUCCAUGGACUAUUUGUUCCUGGGCGACUUCGUUGACCGGGGAGCAUUUUCCUUGGAGACUGUGUGUCUUCUUUUCUCCCUCAAGGUAAAAUAUCCAACACAGAUCCACCUGAUCCGAGGGAAUCAUGAGGACCCAACCAUCAAUGCCAUCUACGGCUUCCGGGAUGAGUGCCGACGCCGAUUGAAUGAGGAGCCAGAAGACCCAGAAUCUUGUUGGAACAAAUUCAACAGGGCCUUUGAGUGGCUUCCAGUCGGAGCAGUAAUCGAAGACAAAAUUCUUUGCCUUCAUGGCGGUAUUGGAGGCUCCGUCCAUUCAGUGGCCGAAGUUCGCACCAUGCAAAGGCCGUUGUAUGUGGCACAAAUUCCGCAAACACCCUUCGAGCAACGGAUCACUGAUUUGUUGUGGAGCGAUCCUUCUGACAAUGAUUCGGUUCCUGGAGUAACCGCCAACGAAACGCGGGAUCCAGAUGGCACGGGCCGAAUUGUGAAAUUUGGCCCCGAUCGGGUGGAGGAGUUUCUUGAGAAGAACAGUCCCUUGUCGAUGAUCAUCCGAGCACACGAAUGUGUGAUGGAUGGCUUCGAACGUUUCGCGAAUGGUCGUCUGAUCACGGUCUUCAGCGCUACGGACUACUGUGGUCACCACAAGAACGCAGGGGCAUUGCUGUUUGUUCGGCGUGACCUCACGAUUGUGCCAAAGCUGAUCUAUCCGGUGGAGCGCAUGACCACCAUGUGGGAUCCCAUGGUGAUGCAGCAGAGACCUCCAACACCACCACGUCCGGCCCAAGCCUCGAGAGACUCGUUUUGA
This is a messenger RNA of Durusdinium trenchii, 1455 nucleotides long. The record is from the annotation of a GenBank genome assembly. NCBI's taxonomy places the organism in Eukaryota, Dinophyceae, Suessiales, Symbiodiniaceae.